This is a messenger RNA of Colletotrichum spaethianum, 1878 nucleotides long. RefSeq names its product armadillo-like helical domain-containing protein 3. The record is from RefSeq and is a predicted model, not a curated record. Bases 1 to 1878 code for a protein of 625 amino acids. The transcript is spliced from 6 exons. Gene Ontology annotation, cellular component: cytosol. Gene Ontology annotation, biological process: regulation of Golgi organization. Lineage: Eukaryota; Fungi; Ascomycota; Sordariomycetes; Glomerellales; Glomerellaceae.
AUGGAGGCAUCACCGCUGACCCGUCAGCCUCCGCCCGAGGUGUUCAAACCCAAGAUUGUCCAGCUCUACGAGUCGCUAUUCAAGGACGCCGAAGAUGAUUCAGAACGCUCCGAGGGUUUCUGGCGCGAGUUCUUCCUCCUCCGACCCGACCGCGCGGCCUUGAGGCGGAUCCUCGACGGUCUCGGACCCACAGACAUGCUUGCGCUGGAAGAUCACACAAGGGAACUCUUUGCGCGUGCCGUGGCGGCUGUGAAGAGUGGACAGGGUGUUGCGGACUUGCAUGCACUUGAUACGCUCAGCGUUUUCCUCUGCUCGGCGCUGUCGAAGAAGUAUGCGCAUCCUAGCUCGGACAUCAUCAACGUGCUGGCGGGCAUCGACUACAUCGACACCAUCUUUACGGACUUUGUGGGAGCGCUGGAUCAGAUCAUCCGGAGUGGAAAGAGCUUGGAUCUGCGGCAAAAGGCCGUCGAAGUUGUGCUGGCUGUGACGGCGGGCGCAUACCAGACGAGCCUCUUGACGUACUUUAUCCAAAGGGACCUCUUCCCCGCGGUAAUGAAGUUCGUCCAAGACGCCGACACGACGGAGCGCAUCCUCAGCCCCUUUACCCUCCUUGGCCUCCUGGCCAACUACAACAAGUUUGAGUUCCAGAAUCCGUAUCAGAUGCGACUGAACGAUUUUGUCAACGAGGCGACGAUCAAGAAAAUCAUACGAUGCAUCGGCGAGACAUGCCAGCGCCUGACUACACAGUACGUAGAGGUGCAGGAUGACCUGCCCGAGGGGUGGACGCUCAAUGGCACGCUGCACAUGAUCGGGCUCGGUGUCGUUGCAAGGGGCCCAAGGCCGGAGAAGAAGGCAGUGUACGACGCCGAGACCAUGAAGCAAAUGUUUACCAAACUUCCCGGCGAGGAGGCGGCCGUGUUGCUGGCGACGUAUGACUUCACUCAUGCCAACAAGCUCUUUUGCUUUAACCUCGCUACCCUUCCUGCCGAAAAGGGUGGGGAACAACCGCUAGCGGCUUUUACAUCAGUCACAUCCUACCUCCUCCAGCACGCCCACCUCUCAGAGCGUGCGACACACUACUCCCAUCUCAACCUAAUGGUCUUUCGACUGCUGAUUGAAGACCCUGUGCUUUGCAAGCGGAUAUGCAGCGAAGAGUCCAAGGGGCACGUCCGCUUGUGUCGCCAAAGACAACCAUUCCUCCCGCUGGUCAGAGGGGAACGGAUCCUCGCAACAGCGGUGCUGGAUACGAUGGUGGAUGGAAUCACGCAUAACCUCCGCCGCAGACUGGAUGUAGGCUUGUAUACGCUGUGCGUGGGGAUUCUUCUGCGCGUCGUGUCGUACCUUUCCCGGUCUCGCACACGCUUGAGCUAUCACUGGGCGGAUCUUUUCCGAGCCCUGCUCAACCUGGUCAAAUUCCUGACGACAUACGUCGCGGACCUGAAGGACCUCUCACAGAUCGACUUGCUGCUGGACAACGUAGUCAACCUGCUCGCCUUGUCCCUAUCCGCAGGCGAGGGCUUCUUGCCAUCACCCGCCGCAUACGACGACCUCUUCUACAAGGUCGUCGAGGCGGGCGACGUGCUGAUCAAGUUCAAGGACAGCUACCAGCUCGGCAAACGUCCGAGCAACUCGAUCGACACGCUCAUCAACGUGAGCACGCACUACAAGGAGCUGCUGGCCGAGGGCGGGAAGAAGAAGGGGAACCUCACGAGCAUCCAGGUGACGGAAGUGAUCAAGCAGGGGUACGAGACGCUGAGUAUACAGGCCAAAGAGGGCCUCGACACAUGGGAUCGAUAUCGCGAGGCCGACGAGCGGACGCUGCUGAAGAAGAUGGCACGGGCGGCUGUUGUUGAUGUCAGGGAGAUGGUUGAGCGGUAA